Balaenoptera acutorostrata (minke whale) is the source of this 977-nucleotide messenger RNA. RefSeq names its product SRY-box transcription factor 15 (gene SOX15). The coding region runs from base 155 to 856 and encodes 233 amino acids. Lineage: Eukaryota; Metazoa; Chordata; Mammalia; Artiodactyla; Balaenopteridae. The record is from RefSeq and is a predicted model, not a curated record. Gene Ontology annotation, molecular function: RNA polymerase II cis-regulatory region sequence-specific DNA binding; DNA-binding transcription factor activity, RNA polymerase II-specific. The transcript has 2 exons. Gene Ontology annotation, biological process: negative regulation of transcription by RNA polymerase II; positive regulation of transcription by RNA polymerase II; cell differentiation.
CGAUAUAUAUACCUUUUAAGGACACGAGUCUCUCUGUAACGACUCCGGACUAGGAAGGCACUUCCAUUUUAAGGAUACCGGGUUUGGGGAUCAACGUUUCACUUUGGAGGGGAGGGCGUGUAGGACGCCCUCUUAAGGCUUCUCUUCACCCCCGAUGGCGCUACCCGGCUCCUCACAGGACCAGGCCUGGAGCCUGGAACCUCCCACUCCCACGGCCCCUACCUCCUCGUCCUUGGGCUCCCAGGAGCGGGAGGGCGCCGGGAGCCCAGUGGUCUCCGGGGGGCUUCCCUUAGAGAAGGUGAAACGGCCCAUGAACGCGUUCAUGGUGUGGAGCUCCGCCCAGCGCCGCCAGAUGGCGCAGCAGAACCCGAAGAUGCACAACUCGGAGAUCUCCAAGCGCCUGGGCGCGCAGUGGAAGCUGCUGGGCGAGGACGAGAAGCGGCCCUUCGUGGAAGAGGCUAAGCGGCUCCGGGCCCGGCACCUGCGCGACUACCCCGACUACAAGUACCGGCCCCGGCGCAAGACCAAGAGCGCGGGCGCCGGGUCGCCCCACUUCGGCCAGGGAAGCGGCGGCGUGGCUGGCGGCGGGCCGGUCUGGGGGCCCGGGUACACGACCACCCAGGGGAGCAGAGGCUUUGGAUACCAGCCCCCCAACUACUCGACAGCCUACCUGCCUGGCGGUUACGGCUCUUCCCACUGUAAACCGGAGGCCCCCUCGCCGUGCUCUCUCCCUCAGAGUAACCCAAGGCUCCAGGGGGAGCUGCUCCCCCCUUACAGCCCCUACCCACCCCCAGGCUCUCCCACUCUGUACAACGCUCCCCUCCCAGGGGCCCCCAUGCCCCUAGCCCACCUCUAACCCUCAUGGACAUGGACCUCCCAGAAAGGUUUCCAUCCUCCUUUUCUACCCAGAAACACCCCACUACCACCACCACCACCACCACUCCCAGUCUGCAAACCCUGUUCUAGAACUGUGUUGG